AUGGCAAAAGGAACGAGUAAACAAUUUUCGAUAUUAUCUACUCGUCAGAUAACUCAUACACGUCUCUAUGAUGAUGGAAUACUUGAAACAAAAUAUGAUAUUGAAAAUAAAUUAGGUGAAGGCUCAUUUGGAACUGUUUAUCGUGUUAGAAAUAAAGAAACAGAUUUAUUUUAUGCUAUGAAAACAAUUCCUAAAAAACCUGGAAAUAAAUCUAAAGCAUCAAGUCUUGAUAAUGAAGUUAAAUUAUUAAAAGAAGUUAAUCAUCCAAAUCUAAUUCAACUUCAUGAAGUACUUGAAUCAUCUCAGAAUCUUUAUUUAAUUGUUGAAUUAUGUGAAGGUGGUGAACUAGGUAUGCAUCUAAAAAAGAUUGGUCCAUUACCAGAAGAAACCGUCAAACAAAUUAUGUCGAAAUUAGUCAAUGCUUUGUAUUAUCUUCAUAAAAUGGAUAUUGUACAUCGUGAUCUUAAAUUAGAAAAUAUUUUAUUAAAAAAUACUCCAAAAAGUAAAACAGAUGAAUUUGAUAUUCGAGUUACUGAUUUUGGAUUAAGUUCAAAAAAAAGUAUUACUAAUACUGAUUCACUUUUUAAUGAUUAUUGUGGAACUCCACUUUAUAUGGCACCGGAAAUACUCGACAACAAAAAUUAUAGUGCUCUUUGUGAUGUAUGGGCUUUAGGAAUUAUCAUGUAUUAUUUAAUUUGUGGUCGUCAUCCAUAUGUUGCUAAUGAUGAAAGACGUUUACUUGAAAUAAUUCGUUCACAAAAACUUCGAUAUGAUUCUGAAAAAUUUAAAAAUUUAUCUUCAGAAGGACUUGAUUUUUUACAAGGAAUGCUUAUUUAUGAUACAGUUCAUCGUCGAACAAUGGGUGAAUUAACUGUACAUCCAUGGUUAACGGGUCGAUCAGAUAAAGGACCAGCUAAAGAUAUAAUAACAAUGAUGAAAGAAUUUCAAGCUGAAAAUGAACGACGUCGAACAAUGUCAGAAAAUAAUACUACAAUAUUAUUAAAUGCAAGUAGUAAUGAGAUAAUAUUGCAAUCAAUGCCAAAUAAUCAAUCACAAACACCAUUACCUUCAACUCCAACUAAACAAAAUCAUGUUGAUCAUCAAAUGAAAACAACAUCAAAUCAAAUUAAAGUUAAUACACCAGAACGACGAUCAAAUGUUGAUCGGAAUAAAUUAAAUAUUAAAACAAAUAGAUUUACAUCUGAUACUCUUAAGACAUCGUAUUUGACUGAUUCUAAUCAAAUGCGUCAAACAUCGAAUACUCCAUUAGUUCCUCCAUCAUCAACAAUAUUAUCGAAAUUACGAACAAGUAACAUUCAAUUUGGUCGUUCUCAAUCUCAAGCUGAUUUACUAUCUUCUCCGAAAUUAGCACACAAACGAACAAUAUCUAAUAAUUCACUUGUGGUUGGUGCUUUUCCUUCUCCAUCUACUCCAACACCUCCUUCCAGUGGUCAUAUCACGCCAACACUUAGUAAAACUCCACCGUCUUCUACAACGACUGCUUUAAUGAUGAUUGAUAAAAAUCAUUCAAAGAAUUCCUCUUCAUCUCUUCCAACUAUUUCGAAUCGUUAUCAUCAUACAAAUAAAAUAUCUCUGUCCGAUAAACGAUACAGUAAUCACACAUAG
Messenger RNA from Rotaria sp. Silwood1, 1626 nucleotides. Lineage: Eukaryota; Metazoa; Rotifera; Eurotatoria; Philodinida; Philodinidae. The record is from the annotation of a GenBank genome assembly.